Oryza brachyantha (malo sina) is the source of this 2659-nucleotide messenger RNA. Its product is annotated as aminopeptidase P2. Lineage: Eukaryota; Viridiplantae; Streptophyta; Magnoliopsida; Poales; Poaceae. The transcript has 13 exons. Gene Ontology annotation, molecular function: metalloaminopeptidase activity. The coding region runs from base 28 to 2169 and encodes 713 amino acids. The record is from RefSeq and is a predicted model, not a curated record.
CUCGCGAGCCCCUCUUCUGCUGCGCUCAUGGCGAUCGAAGCAGCGCGCCUCUCCCCGUCCCUCACCGCCGCCUUCCUCGGCCCUCCUCUCCGCCGCGCCCUCCCGCUCCAGCUCCCGCGCCUCCGCCUCCGCCGCCGCCUCUCCCUCGCCGCCGCGGCGGGCGGGGACGACGGCCCUCGCGCCGUCGCCCUCCCCUCCUCGGAGCUCCGCAAGCGCCGGGGCGCCUCCUCCUCCUCCUCCUCCGCGGCGGCUGGUUCCGGCGGGGACGAGAGGCUCCGCUCGCUCCGCGGCCUCUUCGCGCGGCCCGACAUCGCCAUCGACGCCUACAUCGUCCCCUCGCAGGACGCCCACCAGAGUGAGUUCAUAGCAGAAUGCUUCAUGAGACGUGCUUACCUUACUGGGUUCACUGGUAGUGCUGGUACGGCUGUGGUCACAAAAGAUAAAGCUGCCCUUUGGACCGAUGGGCGGUACUUUCUCCAGGCUGAGAAAGAACUGAGCCAUGACUGGACACUCAUGCGCAGUGGAAAUCAUGGUGUUCCUACCACCAGCGAGUGGUUGAAAGAGGUCUUACCAUCUGGUUGCCGAGUUGGCAUUGACCCGUUUCUUUUCUCAUUCGAUGCAGCUGAAGAAUUAAAAGAUGCUAUUUUUGAAAAGAACCAUGAGUUAGUUUUGAUUAGGGAAUUGAAUCUAGUUGACGAGAUAUGGGGAGAAGCAAGGCCAGAGCCCCCGAAACAAAAAACUAGGGUGCAUGGAAUCAAAUAUGCUGGUAUCGAUGUGCCAUCAAAAUUGUCCUCUGUUAGAUCACAGCUUGCUGAUGAUGGGUGUGAUGCUGUGGUUAUUUCAUUGCUUGACGAAGUUGCAUGGUUGUUGAACAUGAGAGGAAGUGAUGUUCCAAACUCACCUGUAUUUUAUAGCUACCUUAUUGUGGAGGAUAAAACCGCUACCUUAUUUGUGGAUAACAACAAAGUAUCUGAAGAUGUUUUAGAGCACCUUGAAAAGGCUGGUGUAAAACUAAAACCGUAUGAAGCGAUUUUGUCUGAUGUUGAAAGAUUGGCACAGAGUGGCAAAAAGCUUUGGUUGGAUUCUUCAAGUAUUAAUGCUGCCAUAGUCAAUGUAUUUAGAGCAAGCUGUGACAGACAUGUGAAUAAGAGAGGAAAAGCAGGGAGACAAAGUGGAAAAGAAUCACCUUCAGGUGAGCCAGGUUCUGGAAGCUCUGGCGUUCAAAAUGGAAAUUUACAGGCUCUGUACAAAGUUUCACCAGUCACCCUAGCCAAGGCAGUUAAGAAUGAGGCUGAGAUCGAGGGUAUGAAGAGUUCACACAUAAGAGAUGCUGCUGCUUUAGCAGAAUUCUGGUGCUGGCUAGAGGGGGAAGUUCGUGAAAGUGUACUACAUACAGAAGUGCAAGUUUCUGAAAAGCUUCUUGAAUUUCGUCAAAAGCAAGACGGCUUUAUAGAUACAAGCUUUGACACUAUCAGUGGUUAUGGUGCAAAUGGCGCUAUAAUACACUACAGACCAACUCCAGAGAGCUGCAGCUCUGUUGGAAGCGACAAUCUCUUUCUGUUAGAUAGUGGUGCUCAAUAUAUUGAUGGAACUACUGACAUAACAAGGACUGUUCACUUUGGUGAACCUUCCCCAAGGCAGAAGGAAUGCUUCACUAAAGUUUUGCAGGGGCAUAUAGCUCUUGAUCAGGCAGUAUUUCCAGAGAGAACUCCUGGCUUUGUACUAGAUGUUCUUGCACGCUCAUCUCUGUGGAAGAUUGGGUUGGACUACAGACAUGGCACAGGUCAUGGAGUUGGAGCAGCAUUAAAUGUUCAUGAGGGCCCUCAGAGCAUAAGCUAUCGGUAUGGAAAUUUGACAGCUUUACAGAAGGGCAUGAUAGUAAGCAAUGAACCUGGUUAUUAUGAAGACAACUCAUUCGGCAUUCGUAUAGAGAAUCUUCUUCUGGUAAAGGAGGUUAAUUUGCCAAAUUCGUUUGGUGGUGUCUCAUACCUUGGUUUUGAGAAAUUAACUUUUGUUCCAAUUCAGAGCAAGCUUAUUGACUUAUCCUUGCUAUCACCUUCGGAGAUCAAUUGGAUCAACGAAUAUCAUGAAGAAGUCUGGGAAAAGGUUUCUCCUUUGUUGAGUGGCGAUUCUCUCGACUGGCUCCGGAAGAACACAAGACCUCUUUAGAUACCACUGAUCUCCUGGGAAAUAUGUCAGUCCAAUACCUGACAUGAUGACAACACAGCAGCAACUGAAUGGUAUUCGAUAAAUAUCGCUCACUGCAACAUCUCACGACGAUUUUGACGGUUAUCGAUGGAAUCAAUAUAUAUUUAGCGGGGAAAGACGGUAAAGAUGGUGCCAGGCAGGUGGCUGUCAGAAUUGCUGGCUGCUGCAUCAACUGGAGAUUGUUCAUUUGCCGUUCCCUGAGCUUGGCACGAUAUUCAGAGAGGGAUUUAUGUGCGUACAUCUGCCCUGCUGUUGGUUAAAUUCGCUAGGAAGCUUCAUUUGUACCUCCCUCCAUCCACUACCACGAUUGUUUCGUGAGCUAUAUGUAUCCUCAAAGGUGCGUUACGUUAGACGUUGAUGUUAUUACUCUGAUUACAUGUCAUUUUUAAAUAAUAAGGUCGUUGUGCCAAGUGGGUUUCUUGCAUGCGCAGGCUUUUUUUUUUUUACUACU